UAGAUAGCGGCACCGACUUAAACGCGCCCACUCGACACGACGAAAGAAACGCGUUUGCUUCGCCGUUUUCAUUCAUCCGAUCCGAAACGACGACGUACUUCUGAGCAAGGACGGCCACCAUGUCGGUGACUGUUCAUGAGAAUCGGAAAUCCCGCACCAGCACAGGAUCCAUGAACAUUUCACUGUUUCACAAGCCAUCACACCCUGACAGUGUGUUGACUCAUCUAAACACAAUGAGAAAACUGUGCAUGUUCACAGAUAUCACGCUGUGGGCUGGGGACCGCUCCUUCCACUGUCACAGGGCAGUAUUGGCAGCUUGCAGCCGUUACUUUGAAGCCAUGUUUAGUGGAGGACUACGAGAAAGUAUGGACAGUGAAGUCAAUUUCAGAGACAGUAUACACCCCGAGGUCUUGGAGCUUCUGCUGGAUUACGCCUAUUCAUCUCGAGUCAUUAUAAAUGAGGAGAAUGCUGAAUCAUUGUUGGAGGCCGGAGACAUGUUGCAGUUUCAUGACAUACGGGAUGCCGCAGCAGAAUUUUUAGAAAAAAACCUUCAUUCUUCAAACUGUUUGGGGAUGUUGCUGUUAUCAGAUGCCCAUCAGUGUAAAAGAUUAUAUGAGCUGUCAUGGAGGAUGUGCCUACUACACUACGAAACGAUACGAGAAUCUGAGGACUUCUAUAGUUUGACGAAAGAAAAGCUGCUAGAACUUGUGCUGAGUGAUGAACUGGAGAUAGAAGAUGAACAGGUCGUGUUUAACUCUGUGAUGCGAUGGGUUCGAAAUGACUUGGAUAAUCGUCGUCACCAUUUACCAGAGCUGCUUGGGGGGAUAAGGUUGGCUCUUCUCCCCUCUGAAUGUCUCCUGGAGGCUGUUGCAUGCGAAGAACUUGUAAUGGCGGACAAGAGGAGCAGGAUAAUUGUAGAAGAGGCAAUGCAAUGUAAAAAAAGAAUUCUUCAAAAUGAUGGAAUUGUGACCGGUCCCUGUGCUCGACCGCGAAAGGCAGGGCACACCCUGCUGAUAUUGGGAGGCCAAACGUUUAUGUGUGACAAGAUAUAUCAGGUUGAUCACAAAGCCAAGGAAAUCAUACCAAAGGCAGAACUUCCUAGCCCAAGAAAAGAAUUCAGUGCGUGUGCCAUUGGUUGUAAGGUUUACGUGACUGGAGGAAGAGGGUCAGAAAAUGGAGUGUCAAAAGAUGUCUGGAUCUAUGAUACAGUUCAUGAAGAAUGGUCCAAAGGAGCGCCUAUGCUUAUAGCAAGAUUUGGUCAUGGUUCAGCUGAAUUGGAGAACAGCCUGUAUGUGGUUGGAGGUCAUACAGCCAUUACCUCGGUUUAUCCGGCCUCUCCAUCCGUCUCUUUGAAACAGGUUGAGCGGUAUGACCCUGUCAGUAACAAGUGGACGAUGAUGGCUCCCUUAAGAAAUGGUGUCAGUAAUGCAGCAGUGGUCAGUGCCAAAUUAAAACUGUUCGUUUUUGGGGGCACCAGCAUACACAGAGAGAAAGCCUCGAAGGUCCAAUGCUAUGACCCUGUUGGGAACCGCUGGAAUAUUGCAGCUGAGUGUCCGCAACCUUGGCGCUACACAGCAGCUGCAGUGUUGGGGAGUCAGAUCUUCAUCAUGGGUGGUGACACUGAAUUCACAGCCGCCUCUGCUUAUCGGUUUGACUGUGAAACAAAUCAAUGGAAUCGUGUUGGCGAUAUGACAUCCAAACGGAUGAGUUGCCAUGCCGUGGCCUCCGGAAAUAAGCUGUAUGUGGUCGGAGGUUACUUUGGGACUCAAAGGUGUAAAACAUUGGAUUGUUACGAUCCAACAUCUGACAGCUGGAACUCCAUCACCACUGUGCCUUAUUCACUGAUACCCACCGCUUUUGUCAGCACGUGGAAACAUCUACCUGCCUAGGUGGAUUACAACCCGAGGUACAUUAUGAUUGACUCGUCAAAGUGCUUUUAGUAUUUUGGCGCUUUGUGUUUCACCGCCAUUGAGAAGCACAGUUGACCAUAUAUAUGGCAACACAUUAAGCAUGUCAUAUCAUUUUCGACACCGCUUAUCCUGUACAGCAGGGGUGCCCAUUAGGUCGAUCCUGAUCUACCGGUAGAUCUAAGACGGGUCCCAAGUAGAUCUGAGGAGUGUUGAGGAGAAAAAAAACAAAACAAGUUGUGUGUUUUUGUACAUGUUAGUAAUACUGUAUAUUUUUUGUGUUAAUGUACGCUGCACCCUAAUCAUCCAGUCUUAGUUUCAGAAAAAAUGUUUUAAAAAUGUUUUAAAAUAGAGCAGGUCAAUUUGGCGGCCCGGUAGUCCAGUGGUUAGCACGUCGGCUUCACAGUGCAGAGGUACCGGGUUCGAUUCCAGCUCCGGCCUCCCUGUGUGGAGUUUGCAUGUUCUCCCCGGGCCUGCGUGGGUUUUCUCCGGGUGCUCCGGUUUCCUCCCACGUACCAAAAAUAUGCAUGGCAGGCUGAUUGAACACUCUAAAUUGUCCCUAGGUGUGAGUGUGAGCGUGGAUGGUUGUUCGUCUAUGUGUGCCCUGCGAUUGGCUGGCAACCGAUUCAGGGUGUCCCCCGCCUACUGCCCGGAGACAGCUGGUAUAGGCUCCAGCACCCCCCGCGACCCUAGUGAGGAUCAAGCGGUACGGAAGAUGAAUGAAAAUCUUGAAUUUACGAUGCCGCGUAAUUACGUCACCGGAAGUUGUUAGCGCCAGUAAUGUUAGAUCCCGGGAGGUUAGUUUAUCGAAAAGUAGAUCUUCGGUCGAAAAAAUGUGUGGGCACCCCUGCUGUACAGGGUCGUGGGGGAUCACUGGAAUAUCUCCAAACAGACUUUGGGCAAAAGGUGGACUACACCCCAAAGUGGUCACCAGUUAGUUGCAGCGCACACAUAAGGGGUGUUCACGGCAACAUUUGCUCUGGUGCUACGCCAGCGCUGCGCCAGUGGAGCGUUCACACGUGCAAAUUUGCUCCGGGGUAGCCGGGUUAUACCAUCUAGACCAGGGGUGGGCAAACUUUUUGACUCGCGGGCCACAAUGUGUUUUCAAAUUUGACAGAGGGGCCGGGCCAGGUGCAUUUGGAGGGAGUGUUUUGGCCGGAUAUACUAAAGCAUUAAAUGUAGUGUGUGCAAACCUCAUAGCACAGUAAGAACACUACAACCCAAUUUAUUAACUGUCUUUCAAAUGUGAAAAAUAGCCCUUAUCAGUUAAUAAAUUUGUCUCAAGGAAUAUACAAGAUAUGGCAUGUACAUAGUAUUUUGCAACUAAAUUUUGUCUAAACUAUCGUGUCUAAUCUAUUUACAAAAUCUAUUUUGUAAAUAGAUUAAAAUAAAACACACUGUGAUUUAUCAAGAUGGCGUCUGUUUUUAAUAAGUUUCAAUUUAAGGUGCAAAGUUAAAGACAUCAAAAUUUAUUGAAAAAUUGAAUCACUUUCAACAUUCAAAACAUAUUAUUACACAAUGAAAUACUUAAGUUCAAUAAUAUCUACUUGUGUUAAUCUACGCAAAAUCAUGGAUGGAUUGUCCUGACCGCGCGCUCUACAAACUCGCCACGGACGCCCUCGCCUUCACGCGCAAACAGUACACGUGCUUUGUUGCCAAGCACACAGACAUAGGCUGUAUUAAAUAUCCUACCUGCAGCUGAAAAUUUAAAUUAAGAGCGAUGUGUGGCGUGUUAAUUAAGCUACUGUACCGCUGCUGUGCGUAAAUACGCAUUGCUCUUAAUUAAAAGACUCACUUCCAAACAUUCCAAAUGCAUUUUUUCAUAACACAGCAGAAACAUUCACCAUUUCAGUGGGAACAGUGUUGUUGGCCUCCCUUUUUUUGCCAGUGCAUCAAAGUCUGGAGUUAGUUUUGUUGAGGCAAUUCUCAGGACAGAUCUGAAGUGUUGGUCUGUUAACUUGGAUCUGUGAUGGGCUUUGUUGAUUUUCAUGACGCUAAACGUCUGCUCACACACGUAAGUCGAGCCAAACAACACCAGCAUCUUCUGCGCCAUCCUCCGGAGGUUUGGAAAUGCGGUCUCGUUAAGUGAAGCGUAAAAGUCAUUCAGUUUAAGAGACUUGAACUUCUCCUUUGAGACGGAGUCAGACUGAAGAUCGAUCAGUUCCAAUUGCAGCUCCUGCGUGCUAAUUUGGGGUCUUGUGACAGGGGACAGGACACCAGUUGAAGUGACUUGUCAAUUUUUUCAAAAUCACAGAACAGACGGCAAAAUUCUCUGUGCAGAUCGUCCAGCGAUUUGCAGUAUUUCUUCGCAUUUCGGGCGGCCUCUUUCUGCACGGCUAGUGUGGGGAAAUGUGCAAAAGAUUCGUUUGACAUUUGCCUCGAGAAUAAAACCAGCUUGGAUUUGAAGGCUCUCACAUUUGUGUACAUGUCGUGCGCAAACUGAUCAUUACCCUGAAGCUUCACGUUCAGCUCAUUCAUGUGUGAAAAUAUGUCCACAGCAAACGCAAAGUAACAAAGCCAGUUUGUGUCGCUCAGCUCGGGGAAUUCUUCGGAUUUCCCCAUUAAAUUAAAAUGAGCGAAUCUCGUCUUUGAGCUCCCAGACUCGUUGAAACACUUUCCCCAAACUUAACCAGCGGACGCGAGAGUGGUAAAGUAGGUCCUGGUGAUCCGCAUUAGUUUCUUCCAGUAACGUAAUGAACUGACGAUGAUUAAGUCCCCUUGCUCGUAUGAAGUUAACAAGUUUUACAACUGGAUCCAUGGCGUGAUUAAGCUGCAAUACAGACUUGCACAGAGACUCCUGAUGAAUGAUCCAGUGCAGUAAAAUAACAUCCUGGUCAGGGUUUUCUUCUUUCACUUUAUCCUGGAUUCUUUGCAGUAGCCCGAUGUUUUUGCCAGUUAAAUUUGGCGAUCCAUCCGUGGUGACAUUGGCAAGUUUACUCCAAGGUAGCUUAAUUCUCUCGAUGACAGCAGACACCUGUUCAUAUAAGUCCUCUCCUCGCGUUUUCCCUUUUAGUGAUUCCAUGCUCAAAAGCUCCUCCGUUAUCUCAAAACUGUCGUUAAUCCCUCGGAUAAAAAUUAGGAGCUGAGCAGUGUCUUUUAUGUCGUCCAGUGCUAGUGAAUAUAACUUAAAGGACUCCGCCUUUUUGUUCAACUCGCUGACUAUAUCUUUGUCAAUCAGUUCCACGCGACGAGUCACUGUCCUGCGUGCUAAACUAAUUUUUUCAAACUUGGCUUUGCUCUCCGGACACAAGAGACCUGCCGUCUCUACCAUGCACUCUUUCAAAAACUCGCCUUCGGAGAAAGGAUUGCUAGCCUUUGCUAAUUUGAAUGCCAGCAAAUAACUUGCCUUGGUACUUGACUCUUGAAUUGCAGUUUGUCGGUGAAAAAAGUUCUGUUGACCCUGUAAAUUAGCUCCCAACCUCUGAGCAGUAGCCGCCCGUUCUUGUGUUUACUGCUUGCUAGCAUAGUUUGCAUGUUUCGUGGCAAAGUGACGGCUGAUAUUGUACUCUUUGAAAACCGCAACAGCUUCUUGGCAUAUCAGACAUACAGCCAUUGAUCGAACUUCAGUGAAGAAGUAUUUUGUUGUCCACUCCUUAUUAAACACUCGGCAUUCGCUGUCCACUUUCCUUCUCUUUGGUCUGCUCAUUUUUACAGACGGGCUUAAUGGUGACCUGAUAUACACCACACCAACAACGGUCAAUGUGUUAUGAGUGCGCCAACCAUUGGGGAAAGGUGGGCAUUGCAGAGAAAGGGGGAAAAAUGAGUUUUUUUUACUAUAAUUUGGACAAGUUCGGCGGGCCGGAUUAAAAAGCCUUACGGGCCUUAUGUGGCCCGUGGACCGUAGUAUGCCCAUGUCUGAUCUAGACUCUAGGCGUGGGCAAACUAAGGCCCGCGGGCCACAUAAGGAUCCCCUUAGUCUUUUUAGUCUUACCUCUAAUACCAUCUGAACUAGAACGGGGGGA
Molecule: messenger RNA, 5869 nt
Organism: Hippocampus zosterae (dwarf seahorse)
Lineage: Eukaryota; Metazoa; Chordata; Actinopteri; Syngnathiformes; Syngnathidae
Gene: enc2
Product: kelch-like protein 25
Exons: 11
Coding region: 120-1889 (589 amino acids)
Molecular function (GO): protein binding
Source: RefSeq, a predicted model, not a curated record